CGUUCAGAAGUGGGUCAUUAGGAAAUAUAGAAUAUAAACGAUGUAUAUAAAGAUUAGUGUGAUUCUUCUUGUCUUGGUCGGUUKCUUUGUAUCUGGACUUUGUAAAGAAUACAAAGUGUACUUUAUGACUGGUUACCAUGGCCCCGCUUCGCGCGCUCAGUUUCGUAUAAUUGGUGAAAAGGGUCAAACGUUGUCACAUGUUAUAAGCCCCAAUGGAGGAGAAUUUCGAGCAUUCAGUAAGAACAUAUUCACUAUAGAUGACAAAGACGUUGGUAAAGUAACUGCAGUYAAGGUCUAUUUUAAGAGUGGCAUGGACUGGCAUAUCCGAAAGGUCAUUGUUAGAGCCGGCCGUUUUUAUACUUUUAGUUAUAACGACGUGGUCUUACCUGGAAAAUGGACGACCAUUGCAGUAAAGUGUACAAAAGGUUAUAAGACAGGAUCGGAUGGAAGGUGUAUUGAUAUCGACGAAUGUCGUACUACCAAUCCAUGCAAAGACUCUUUAGCUAAGUGUUACAAUACGAUUGGUUCAUACCAGUGUAUCUGCCCACCUGGUUACACAGAAGCAUCUGGAUAUUGUCGAGAUAAAAAUGAAUGCCUUUUCGGGAAACCAUGUAUUCAAGGCUACUGUGUCAACACCCCAGGCUCCUACAGAUGUAAAUGCAAUCGCGGUUAUGAAAUUGACGAAGGAAAAUGUGUUGAUGUUGAUGAGUGUAAGGAUGGAAUCGAUAACUGUGACAGAGCAUCUUCUCUGUGUUACAACUAUGAGGGAGGCUUCAAUUGUAGAUGCAAGCCAGGCUACAAGUGGGUCAGCAAUAGUAAAACGCGAUGUGAACUUGUUAUUUGCAGCGCUCAAAAGCCAGACAGCUUAACGACUUACUCACCAGCACGAUGUUUAAAGGAAAACGCUAACAAAGAAGGCGAUGUCUGCACCAGAGGAUGUGUCUAUGGUUAUGAGUUGAGUGAUAUGAGAAACUACAAAACGAUUCAAUGUCAAGAUGGUAAAUGGAGGGGCAUUACUUCUGCACCCAAGUAUUGUAUUGGCAGGAAAUGCCCGGCUCUUCCUCAAAUUCAAAAUGUCCGGUAUGACCCUUCAGACUGUGGCGUGAAUGGUGGGCGAUAUAAAGGCAGACCAUGUGAGCAAGAUUGUACAGACGGCUACAAGAAAGUCAAAGGAGAUUCACGUGAAUGCCAAAUAGAUGGCACGUGGAAUGGAACACCAGCAACAUGCAUAAGAAAUUGGCCAGAUCCUACGAUAAGUUGUCCAGCAGGAAUCAUUGUAACCCUCCAGCCCGGCAAAAACACAACUUCAGCCGGUUCUCAGUGGAAGUUUCCUUAUUCAAAUUACAAUAACUUCACUACUUCUCCUGCUGGGGCUAAUGGCCAGUACCAGUUUCCCGCGGGCAUCACAAAAUUGCGAUGGACCGUUACCAAUCCAGAUGGAAAAACGGCCACGUGCAGCCAACGCGUUACGGUCCUUGAUCAAGAACCACCAAAGAUAGUUUCUUGCCCUGCGCCGACCGUAUUUCUCYCUGCUUACACAAAGGGACCAUAUCACGUGACGUACAAGGAGCCGGAAUUCUCUGACAACGUUGGUGUCGUUAGGGUUGAAAAAAAUAAUGUCAAGAAAACUUAUGACGCCACCGGUAUAUUCUAUCAAGUUUUUACUGCCUAUGAUAGGGCAGGGAAAAGUGUGCAGUGCAAAUUUGCAGUAGAAAUUGGAGGAACAAAGUGCCCGACAUGGCCUGAUGACCGUGGUCUUCCUGGUUUGUGGUUAUCACAUGGCUCGUCCUUUGGACAAACAUUUGCCAGUAGAACAUGUCCUGCUGGAAAAACGACUUAUCCUGCAUCAGAAUCUGGUUAUUAUACGUGUGAUAAAGCAACAGGGAAAUGGUAUCCAGAAGUAGCUUCUGAUUGUGUUGAUUUUAAAACAGUGAAAAAGGAAGACCAAUGUGCGUCGGGAUAUGAAAAGAAAUUUUCUUUCAACAYAUACACUUGCGCUCAAUGUGGCCUGGGAACAUAUCUUAAAGAAGGCAACUGUACCAUGUGCGCUGCGGGUACAUAUCAGAACCAACGUGGACAGACCACAUGCAAUAAGUGCCCAUCAGGGACAUCUUCUGCACAAGGGGACUUUGCCUGUAGAGAUCAUUGUCCAGCUGGUACGUUCUCAAAAGACGGUAUGAGGCCAUUCUGUACACUUUGUCCACAAGGCCAGUACCAGGACCAACAAGGACAAACAAGUUGCAACGUUUGUCCACAAAACAAGUUCACAAACACUAAACUUGGAGCCACUUCAUGCCAAGAUGUGAAACCAUCCCAUCAGCAACAAAAUGGCUUGCUAGAGAUAAGUUCAAUCAAGAAACCAAAAGAAUGGGACAUCCAUAAUAAUGGCAACACAUUAGAGUGUAAUAUUAGAGACAACAACUUCAAACUUGUGUCAGUGAAAUGGAAGAUUAUCAACAAAGAUAACAUUCCAGUUGACUUUCUUGGCAAGCCAAAGUUUGAAGAGAUUCGAAAUAACAGUGGAAAGGUCAUUGGUUCUCGUCUUGUUUUAUCGCAAAUCAGUAAUCACAACGCGAGGCUGGAAUACGUUUGCGUAGCGACUAACGUGAAUGGAGAAACACGCAAGAGUGAAACCAUUCCUUGGCCUUACUAAGAUGUUUGUGAAAGCUUUAGAUGUCAGAUGGAGGAAUCGACAAGAAUCUACGGCCAUUAAUAAGAGCAAGUGCAAAUCAAUUCAACKUGUGAA
Molecule: messenger RNA, 2746 nt
Organism: Exaiptasia diaphana
Lineage: Eukaryota; Metazoa; Cnidaria; Anthozoa; Actiniaria; Aiptasiidae
Product: sushi, von Willebrand factor type A, EGF and pentraxin domain-containing protein 1
Exons: 20
Coding region: 41-2653 (870 amino acids)
Molecular function (GO): protein binding; calcium ion binding
Source: RefSeq, a predicted model, not a curated record